Vombatus ursinus (common wombat) is the source of this 3658-nucleotide messenger RNA. RefSeq names its product leishmanolysin like peptidase (gene LMLN). Gene Ontology annotation, biological process: proteolysis; cell adhesion. The transcript has 17 exons. Gene Ontology annotation, cellular component: membrane; cytoplasm. The coding region runs from base 1 to 2025 and encodes 674 amino acids. The record is from RefSeq and is a predicted model, not a curated record. Gene Ontology annotation, molecular function: metalloendopeptidase activity. NCBI's taxonomy places the organism in Eukaryota, Metazoa, Chordata, Mammalia, Diprotodontia, Vombatidae.
AUGGCGGCCGACGGAGGCGGAGGCCCGGGUGGCCGGCGGCCGCGCGGACCUCCGUGGAGUCUGCGGGCUCUGCUCCUCUUCCUGACCGGCCUUCGGCCGAGCAUCGCCGCCUCUUCUUCGGUCUCCUUGGGCGGCGGCUCCCACUGCCAUCACCGCGUCCCCUCCGCUGAUGAGGUCAUAUACAAGGUUCAUCUUAAAACAAAUCAUAUCCUGAAGAGGGAUGUUGAUCAGCAUUUAAGAAUUAAGAUUGUUUACGAUAAAAGUGUUGAAGAGUUGCUUUCUGAGAAAAGACACCUUUUAAAGAAUAAACUUUUUCCACAAGCUAUUUCAUAUUUGGAGAAGACAUUUCAAGUUCGUAGACCUGCUGGCCCUAUCUUGCUUAGCAGACAAUGUGCAACGAACCAAUAUAUAAGAAAGAAAAAUGAUCCCCACAGAUACUGUAAAGACUCUUGUGCCGAGCAUACCAAGUGUGGUCCCAUCCGAGUGCCUGAAGAACAUCUUCAGCAAUGUUGGGUUUGUAGUGAGUCUGAACGGAUGGGUAGAUCAUCAGGCAACGAAGGCAUUAAGGACGCAGACUUUGUGCUCUAUGUUAGUGCUCUAACCACUGAGAGGUGCAGCCAAGAAAAUAUCAUUGCUUAUGCCGCCUAUUGCCAGCAGGAAGCAGAGAUGGACAGGCCAGUAGCAGGAUAUGCUAACCUAUGUCCAAAUAUGAUUUCUACUCAACCUCAGGAAUUUAUUGGAAUGUUGUCCACAGUGAAACAUGAGAUUAUUCAUGCCUUGGGUUUCUCUGCCGGGCUUUUUGCGUUCUACCAUGAUAAAGAUGGAAAACCUCUGACUUCAAGAUAUGCAAGUGGUUUACCGCCUUUUAAUAGCAGUCUUGGAUUGUAUCAGUGGAGUGAUAAGGUGGUUCGAAAACUGGAGAGAUUAUGGGAUGUUCAGGGUAGUAAGAUGAUACCGCACAGUGUGUUUCUUCUCGUAACACCUCGUGUUGUUGAAGAAGCUCGGAAACAUUUUAAUUGUCCCAUUCUGGAAGGAAUGGAACUUGAAAAUCAAGGUGGUCUAGGCACUGAGCUGAACCACUGGGAAAAACGAUUAUUAGAGAAUGAAGCAAUGACUGGCUCUCACACACAGAAUCGAGUCCUCUCUCGAAUAACCUUAGCAUUAAUGGAGGACACAGGCUGGUAUAAAGCCAAUUACAGCAUGGCUGAGACCUUAGACUGGGGCCGUGGUAAGGGAUGCGACUUUGUCAUGAAGAGUUGUAAAUUCUGGAUUGAUCAGCAAAAACAAAAGAGACAAGUGUUAGCCCCCUAUUGUGACACACUCAGAAGUAACCCAUUGCAGCUAACCUGCAGACAAGAUCGGAGAGCAGUCGCCGUGUGUAACCUGCAGAAGUUCCCCAAGCCCUUGCCCCAGGAAUAUCAGUACUUUGAUGACCUCAAUGGAAUACCUGUAGAAGAUUUGCCUUAUUAUGGUGGCUCUGUGGAAAUUGCUGACUACUGUCCAUUCAAUCAAGAAUUCAAUUGGCAUAUAAGUGGUGAAUUUCAGCGCAGUUCGGAUUGUAGAAUACUGGAAAAUCAACCAGAACCUUUCAAAAACUUCGGUGCUGAAAAAUAUGGACCUCAUUCAGUAUGUCUAAUCCAGAAAUCUGCAUUUGUCAUGGAAAAGUGUGAAAAGAAGCUCAGUUAUCCUGACUGGGGGAGUGGAUGUUAUCAGGUUUCUUGUUCUCCCCAAGGCUUGAAAGUUUGGGUCCAGAACACCACAUACUUGUGCAGCCGGGCCGGUCAGGUCCUCCCUGUAAGCAUUCAGAUAAACGGCUGGGUACAUGAUGGGGACCUUCUCUGCCCACCAUGUUGGGACUUCUGUGAACUCUGCCCUCCAGAAACAGAUCCUCCAAUUUCUAAUUUCACGAGGGCUUUACCACUGGAUCUCUGCUCCUGCUCCUCCAGCCUGGUUGUUACGCUCUGGCUGCUGCUGGCUAACCUGUUUCCUCUCUUGGCUGGAUUCCUUCUGUGUGUUUUGCAUUAGUGGUCAAAAGAUGAAUCCCAGAGAAUCUCUUUCACGUUGUUGUUCCUCUUGGCCAGAGCACACAACUUAGACAGGGGCCAACCUGCGAAAAAGGCCGAAGACGCAGUUAUGACUUAAGCUUGGAAACUGCUGAUCACAGCCAGACCUUGAAGCCAUCUCUGCACACCCAGAGCUUUGAUCAGCCAAGCUUUGAGAAGAAGAGGGAUGUUAUCAGUUGCCAAGGCCAUUCGUGUUUUAGGACCAGUGAUCAUCCUUGAUGGUUUUCUUGAAUUCCUUUGAAAUGGCCUUGGGGUGACCAAUGAAUCAUCAGACUCAUUAUAUACCUCAGUGUUUGCUGUCGGAAAUCACGGACAAGUUCAGCUGCCAGCACCACAGCUGAUUGACUGCCCAUCAGCAGGUCGUUGCAGAAUCCUAAAUUCUAUUGAAUCCUGUAGAGUUUUUCAAAAUUGUGAACUCUCAUUUGACUUAUGGGUCUUUGGAGUUUCAUGCUGUUCAUGGGACCCUCCUGUACAUCAUUGUACUGGAAGUUAGUUCAAUGGCAUUGCUUUAUUUAAGCAAUUUCAUUCUGUAACUUAAUCACACCUACCUUUUUCAAAUAGUAGCUGAACUGCACUGUGUUUAUCUAGUACUCCUGAUGAUAGGUUCUGUUUGGGGUUUUUUUGACAGACUUUUCCCAGCAGUAUCUUUUCUUAUUAACCUUUGGAAUCUAAUAUUCAAUCACAGCCCAUUUGUGUUCUCAAUUAGGUCAUAGUUUAAUGACUUCUAGGGGAAAAAAAAUUUGUGAAAGAGUAAGCACUACUAAGACACUAAGACAGCUACUCGUUAUGAUGAGCCCUGAGAACAUGACCACAGAAGGGAAGGGAAGACCCAGAGGUUUUUCAGGCAGGAACGUUGAUAUCUCUAGUCCUAACAAUAACAGAAAGUUCUCAUUGUGGCCCAGGCCAGCCAGGGUUAAAGAAGCCUUUUCACAGGGGUAGGGAAAGGAGUUACUGCCUGAGAAUUACAUGGCUGGCCCCAAGUGACCUUGGACGGGAAGACAAAGCAAGCCAAGCACAGCAUGCACAGUGUUUUGGGUUGUCUGACAGGUAUUAAGCAUCCCUCCCCAGCAUCACAGCUCCAAGGCUUUUUGCCUGAGAACGCAGACGUGGGGAGGCUCCUUUAGCAUUUUUUCAAGGUCUCACCCCUGAGCUUCAGAAUCUCCCGUCCCAUCAGGAGGGGACAGUUUCUGCUUUGUAGCACCAAGUCUGGGUCCUGGCACAAUCCAGUUCACUUCAGGACCUGUUGAUUAUGUGCAAGGUGGUCUUGGUAGACAUUGGAAAUAGAGAGGCAAACACAAAACAGCCCUUGUUCUCUCCAGAGAGUGCAUGCAUCCUACCUGCUGGUUGGAAAGAGAGAGAAUAUGACCAAGUAUUAAUAAUACAAUACAAACCACGGGUGUAUGAGAGCAAAGAAGGAAUCCAGUCAUGCUAAUUUACAAUAGCUUUGACAGUCUACAUCAAUAAGUCUUAGCUGGGCAGUGCAUGUCCUUAAUUUGUAUAUUAAAGCCAAGAAAUAAGUGACACCCAGUCUGAAGAAAGAGUAUUUUGGGGGGGGGGGCAAUUGGGGUUAAGUGACUUGCCCAGGGUCACACAGC